ACUAGCUAGCGGGGAUGUUAGCUCAGCUGGUGUACCACCCUGUCUGAAUUUUUGCCGCAAAGCGGAUUGACUCGAUACAAACAUAUCGUUAAGUGCGGUAGAAGAAACAACGAUGUAGUCGUUUGGUUUUCGUUCUAAUUCUUAGCUGCAUGUUGAUUUAGUGCGUGUGUGUUCUGUUAGUUUGAGCAUUAUUUUCUAUUUUCAUCGCCGCAGCCACAUUCAUUUUUUAGCGUGAGCUAGCUAGCGAAUGACUGCUGGGGAGUUACUGGCUUUCUAACUGCAGCAGGUGUAACGUUAUUUGAACAACCAGCAACGAGGCAUAUUUGCUGGUAUUUUAAAUUGCUACGACGUUCAGUUUAAAUCCUAUCUGCGGAUAUUUCUGAUGCUGACUACUUCCCAGAUUCAUGCCACAUCUUCACCAGUCUGUAGCUCAGUAAUUAGUUAGAUAGCGUGGUAACGAAAAUCAUCAUGACAGGGGAGAAGAUACGCACCACGCGAAAGGACCAUAACAAACCAAACAAAAAUAAUGAGAUAAUGGACACAUACGAUGAGACCUUAAACGGGACUAUCCCUAACGGUACUAGUCACCAUUACAAAUGCAACAAGGCCUUUCAGAAAUCAGUCAGAACCUCGAUACUGCAGCAGCAACAGCAGCUUAAUGCAAACAACAUUAACGGCAAUUCGUCAUCAGUUGGCACCAUUGUCAAUGAUAACAACAAGAACCCAAUAAUUCUGACAAGUGAGGACUCAGAGUUUCCUAUUCACGAAUGUGUGUUCAAGGGAGAUGUUCGUCGGCUCUCCUCUCUCAUCAGGACUCAUAGCAUCUCUCAGAAAGAUGCGCAUGGGAACACGCCUCUUCAUCUGGCUGUGAUGCUGGGCCACAAAGAAUGCGCCCUCCUCCUACUGGCCCAUAAUGCACCUGUAAAGAUAAAGAAUGCACAGGGAUGGAGUCCUCUGGCAGAAGCCAUCAGCUAUGGUGACAGGCAAAUGAUCACAGCAAUACUGCGGAAGUUAAAGCAGCAGUCCAGAGAGAAUGUGGAGGAUAAGAGGCCAAAAUUGCUAAAAGCUCUCCGGGAGCUUGGUGACUUUUACCUGGAGCUGCAUUGGGACUUUCAGAGCUGGGUGCCUUUGUUGUCCCGGAUCCUGCCAUCUGAUGCUUGUAAAAUCUACAAGCAGGGCAUCAAUAUCAGACUUGACACCACUCUCAUAGACUUCACUGAUAUGAAAUGUCAGCGCGGUGAUCUUAGCUUCAUUUUCAAUGGUGAUGCAGCACCCUCCCAGUCCUUUGUGGUUCUGGAUAAUGAAGCAAAAGUUUACCAAAGAAUACACCAUGAGGAGUCGGAGAUGGAGACUGAAGAAGAGGUGGAUAUUCUGAUGAGCAGUGACGUCUACUCUGCAACUCUGUCUACGAAAUCCAUCACUUUCUCCCGCAGUCAAAUUGGCUGGCUCUUCAGAGAGGAUAAAACAGAGAGGGUUGGCAACUUCCUGGCUGACUUCUAUACAGUGAACGGUCUGGUGUUGGAGUCAAGAAAACGGCGAGAGCACCUUAGUGAGGAGGACAUCCUGAGGAACAAAGCCAUCAUGGAAAGUUUAAGUAAAGGAGGCAGCAUCAGUGAACAGAACUUUGAGCCUGUGAGAAGGCAGUCCCUCACAGCACCAGCCCCCAACACAAUUUCCUGGGAAGAGUAUAUCACUGCAGAACACGGAAAGCCACCUCAUCUGGGGAGGGAACUUGUGUGUAAGGAAAGCAAGAAAAACUUCAAAGCUACUGUAGCCAUGAGCCAGGAUUUCCCUCUAGGCAUCGAAUCGUUACUGAAUGUAUUGGAGGUCAUAGCCCCGUUCAAGCACUUCAACAAACUCAGAGAGUUUGUUCAGAUGAAACUUCCACCUGGGUUUCCAGUCAAACUCGAUAUCCCCGUCUUCCCCACGAUCACAGCAACUGUCACCUUUCAGGAGUUUCGCUAUGAUGACUUUGAAGAGUCAAUUUUCUUCAUCCCUGCUGAAUACAAAGAAGAUCCCAGUCGCUUCCCAGACCUCUGACCUGUAAA
Monopterus albus (swamp eel) is the source of this 2048-nucleotide messenger RNA. RefSeq names its product ankyrin repeat domain-containing protein 13C-like. The record is from RefSeq and is a predicted model, not a curated record. NCBI's taxonomy places the organism in Eukaryota, Metazoa, Chordata, Actinopteri, Synbranchiformes, Synbranchidae. The transcript is spliced from 13 exons. The coding region runs from base 469 to 2040 and encodes 523 amino acids. Gene Ontology annotation, biological process: protein retention in ER lumen. Gene Ontology annotation, cellular component: cytoplasm. Gene Ontology annotation, molecular function: signaling receptor binding.